AUGGCACAGAUGUAUGUGUACAGCUACGAGCAGCUGGUAGCAAUUGUAAACCAACAAAACGCUACAAUAGGCCAACAAGCUGCAGUGAUUAAUAAUCUGCGAUCAGAGCGACAGUGGCUGGAAGAGGACAAUCAGAUCCAGAGAGAGGAGUUGGAAAAAUCUCAAAAGAACCUCAAGGAUCUCGAAACAUCGAGAAAGUUAAAAGAAAAUAAAUUGAGAAAAGAGUUACAGAGGCUAAAGGAAUCACAUGGAGACAUCAAGUGGAGGCAUAAGAACGCUGUUAGGGAAUUAAACCAUGAGAAAGGAAAAACCUCAAGAUGA
Molecule: messenger RNA, 321 nt
Organism: Porites evermanni
Lineage: Eukaryota; Metazoa; Cnidaria; Anthozoa; Scleractinia; Poritidae
Source: the annotation of a GenBank genome assembly